AUGGCCGCCGUGACGAAGCUAUGGCACGUAUUUCAUAUUCUCGAUUCGAAAAACCAUGAAUUUCUCCAAAAGUUACAUAUGGAAUAUGGCCAGUUUGUCCGUACAGGGCCAAAUGAGAUUACUAUUUUCCACCCUGCGGCUAUUCAAGAGAUAGAAAUUUCAAAAAACCAAACAACCAAAGAUGUUUGGUAUGAUCUCCUGAAGCCCUAUAAAUCAGCUAUUUUUGCGCGGGACGACGACCUGCAUAGAGAAUGGCGUAGAUCUUGGACACAGUCCUUUUCUAAGAAAUGCAUGGAAGCUUAUCGUUCACGAAUAGCAGAACUAACUAAAACGCUUUCUCAAAGCAUAUCAGACUAUGAAGGCACCCCCGUAGACAUUGAUGAAGUCAUGACUUGGUUCUCGUUUGAUGCAAUGGGCGAUAUUUUAUUCGGAGAGGACUUUGGUCUUACCCGUUCCAAGUCUAUACAUCCUGGAAUCGUUCAUCGUGAUCGAGCAUUAUCUGUUCUCGGGCCUCUUGAGGGAGCUAUAUGGAUAGCUCGUUUUGGGUUUUCAUUUACACCUUUCUUAGGAAAAGUUAAAGACUGGUUUAAACUGGUCUCCUUUUGCGAUGAUCAAUUAAGGAGAAGGAUACAGCGCCCAACCGAGUCCUUAAAACUGGAUAUGGCCUCCUUCUUCCUUGAAGAAUAUAAUAAAAACGCUGAAACGAUGAACGACAAAGAUCGGAGUCUUUUACUAAGCGGAACAGUGCUUUCGGCAGUUGUCACUGGAAGCGAUACGAGCAGAGCCGCCUUGAUUGCAGCUUUCUGGUUCUUGUCGGAAUACCCCAUCCAUGCUGACAAGAUUCGAUCUGAGCUUCAAGUUUUAAAUCCAUACGACAUAGAUGCUUUACUAACCCUUCCGCAUCUAAAUGGGGUAAUAAAUGAAGUAUUACGUCUAGUACCACCAGCUAUGACAGGAUUGGCCAGGACCACAGGGCCCAAUGGUCUUGUAUUUGAUGGCACAUUCAUUCCACCGUUUACUACUAUAAUAGCACCUAAAUAUGUCAUAAUGAGGAUGGAAGCCGCGUUUGAAUUUCCGAACGAAUUUAUUCCUGAGCGCUGGUACUCAAGGCCGGAGCUCGUCCGUGACGAACGCGCUUUUGCGCCAUUUGGUUUCGGCAAUCGCAUGUGUACAGGUAAAUCCCUCGCUCACACAGAGCUCUGUCUUACCAUCUCAACUCUGCUCCGUCGCUAUAAGAUCUAUUUUGCGCCGGAGUACGAUCCCCAGACAAUGUGGCGAGAUAUGAAAAAUCAGGUAACUGCGCAACCGGGACGUGUUUUAUGUAUCUUCGAGCCGUUGAGUGACGUUGGAAACUAAUGACUAUUUGGAGUUGAGUCCUUUUCGUAACAAGGGAUAUCAAGGAGUGCAGAUGUCAUGGCUUAUAUUAUAUUUAUCAAAAAUAAAGCUAGACUCUUGCCUAGGUUAAGUAUCUAACCUACUAAGGUAGCUACAAAAUAAUCUUUGGGGAAUUUAAAGGUCGCCUGAGGAUUGGGCCGUACGAUGUAAGGGAAGGCCUUCGUAUAUGCAAGACUUUAUAUAUGAAAGCACGUAU
Molecule: messenger RNA, 1591 nt
Organism: Daldinia decipiens
Lineage: Eukaryota; Fungi; Ascomycota; Sordariomycetes; Xylariales; Hypoxylaceae
Product: cytochrome P450 monooxygenase-like protein
Exons: 7
Coding region: 1-1356 (451 amino acids)
Molecular function (GO): iron ion binding; oxidoreductase activity, acting on paired donors, with incorporation or reduction of molecular oxygen; heme binding
Source: RefSeq, a predicted model, not a curated record